Messenger RNA from Lingula anatina, 2369 nucleotides. Its product is annotated as monocarboxylate transporter 9. Gene Ontology annotation, biological process: transmembrane transport; monocarboxylic acid transport. Lineage: Eukaryota; Metazoa; Brachiopoda; Lingulata; Lingulida; Lingulidae. The record is from RefSeq and is a predicted model, not a curated record. Gene Ontology annotation, molecular function: monocarboxylic acid transmembrane transporter activity.
UAUACCCACAAAGAGGAUCUCAAGCAUGCGCAGUAUGAAAUUUUAAGAAACAGUGAAGAAGUACUCACUGCGUUGUUUAUUCUAUGGCUGGCGCCUUGAACAAUAGGAUAAUUGUACUUGUAUUUCGCUAACACGUUUGCUUCAUUGCAGUAAGCUGUUCGUUUUGUAUUCAUCACCUACUGCACUACUACACGCACUUAAAUAUCCUUAUCAGUGUCAACUGUGGCCAGAAGAUAACAUGUCUGACAUGAACAGGGACAACCACUAGUUUACGAUCAGUGUUAUCACUAAACAACGUUCUUUCUUUGAAAAAGUACCCCAGUGCAGUGAAAUGACGAACGACAAAAAGGCAAGUAGUGACGUGCAUUCCUGUGUUUUAAGGGAUGAAAGGUGUGGAACCACUGAGGAGAAAGAAACGUACUCUGAAACCGAGACUCGAGCUCCAGACGGGGGCUGGGGUUGGAUGUGUGUUUUAGGAUGUUUUACUGUGAACAUUCUCGGAGCUGGCAUGGACAGGACGUUUGGAGUAAUCUACCUUAUUCUGAUUGAUAUGUUUGGUUCUAGUGCCAAAUUGACAGGAGGGAUUCUGUCGGUCUUUUCUGCGUGUCGUUAUUGUCUAGGUCCAGUAAGCGGUUCUCUUGCCAAUCUGUUCACAGCCCGCAAGGUGGUCAUAAGCGGUGGUUUGAUAAGCAGUCUGGGUCUGAUACUUAGUGCCUACCCACCAAAUAUCUACUACCUGUUCUUUACCUUUGGAAUAGUUGCAGGUUUUGGAGCUGCUCUUUGCGCUACCCCUAGUACAGUGAUAGUAGGACAGUAUUUCCAUAAAAAGCGUGUACUUGCCAACAGUAUCACGUCCAUGGGUGCCGCGAUAGGUUCCUUGGUUCUACCACCGUUCCUCACUUAUCUAGUAUAUCACUACGACUACAGUGGCGAGAUGCUCAUUAUGGGGGCUAUCAUGCUGAACCAGGUGGUAAGCGGGGCCCUCUAUAGACCGCUGGCUCCCAAGAGAUACCACAACCAACAAAUACUUUCCAAAACGAAAAGUAAUGUAAAAGAAUGCUCUGAACUUAAUGACAAUCCCAAAACUAUUAUUUCAGAAGGGGAACACACGGCCAAUUCUCAUACAAUUGAUAUUACAACUGCUGAUGAAUUUGAAAUAAAGCAAACUGUUAUGGGUCACAGAAAAUCAACAGCAGUGACAGGAACAAGUGAAUGCCCGAAAUCACCGCCAGGUAUAAUUCCAGAAAGUACACAAGAAGAAAAGUCUUCACAAACAUUCGGAAAUCCUGUCAAGAGAAGCACAGUAGUGAGGAGAAACCCAGUACUCCAUGAGCUACGCGUAUAUGGCAAUCUUCUGAAAGAUGCUCGUUUUUUAACUUUUGGGUUGAACUGGACAUGUCUAGGAUUGGGUAUGCCAACAGGUCUUAUGUUCCUUGGUGCAAUAGCAGAAGAGCACGGCGUACCACGAACUCAGUCACCACUUCUUUAUUCCAUACUGAGUAUAUUUGACAUUGUGACCAGGAUAAUGGUAGCUCUUCUGUGUGACCGCGCGUGGCUCAGGACACAGCGACAUUACGUGUACAACAUUGGUUUUGUGGUUUUAGGCGUGGUACUUUGUGUUGUUCCAGAAGGAAGAACUUUCCCCCAGUUUGCUGCUUGUGCAUCGUUCAUGGGCAUGUCUCAAGGAACGAUCAUGCCAUUGACCUAUGUGGUGAUCGCUGAUGUUUUGGGCCCAGAUAUGUUAAAACACACUUACGGAUUAAGUGGUUUAUUUUAUAGUGUUGGUACUUUAUUGGCACCAUCAGUGGCCGGAUUACUUAAGGACGAGUAUGGGACGUACCGCUACUCAUUUUAUUUCGCAGGAUGGUGGUGUUUCGCUGGAGCUGGCUUCUUUCUUUUAAACACCUAUCUCAACAGGAAAACAAAAGAAACUUUUAGAAGUUAAGGAAUUAUUAUUUUUAAAUAACUAAAGGUCUGUUAAAAAGACAAGUUCGUCGCCGUGACUUGGUCAUACACGGAGAAAUAGCUAUUCUUUUACCUCUGGCUAUUUUUCUUUUCUAUUCUAUGAAUAUAGAGUGAAAAGAAAACGCUUUUCAAGCUAUUUGAAUUUAUAACACGGUUGUGUUAUACGUGUACAGGGUACAUCGUAUAUUCACUUAUAAAUUCCAUGCAAACCUUAAUGGAGGAGGACAUGUCAAAAUUAAAAACAAAGACUGGGUCCCCAUCCCUAGAUCGAUCUAACAGGAUCGGUCCAUCUCCACGAAGUUUCUCGAUAAAUUGCUUCCGGCUUUAGGGGCUUAGAUGUCUGGGACGCCUACUAAAGCUGCUGAAAGAUAGUUAAUUACCCUCGUUCAGCUUAGGUAGGCGUG